Molecule: messenger RNA, 477 nt
Organism: Emiliania huxleyi CCMP1516
Lineage: Eukaryota; Haptophyta; Isochrysidales; Noelaerhabdaceae
Exons: 1
Coding region: 1-477 (158 amino acids)
Source: RefSeq, a predicted model, not a curated record
AUGACAAACGCGCCGCCCAACUUUGCCCUCGUCGUCGCAGUCAGCGCGCUGCACGCUCUCGGAGGCGCUCUGUGUGCGAACGAGCUGUGCUCUCACCGGCUGUGUGAUGCGUGGCGGCUCUUCUCGCGUGUGUGCCUCGUCGGGUUCAUGCUGGGCGCAGCCUCCCUGAGGAUGAAUCGGAAGCUGGUAGAGAAGCUGCUCGUGCCGAUCGUGCCUCCUCCACUACCGCCGCGGCUCUGCGUCUACGCGUCCGGGACAAUGGACGUUACCUCUGCCAUGCUCCUUGCACUGCCCGGUGGUGAGCGGUACGGCGGCGCACUCGUGCUGACUAUGCUAGUGUGCGUCUUCCCGGCCAAUCUCUACCACGCCUUCUCUAGGAAGGCACACGCCGCCACUGGAAUAGGGCCGCCGGCCGUAUACUGGCGGCUGCCCAUACAAUUCCUCUUCCUGGCGUGGGCGCGGUGGCACGUGACUUAA